Molecule: messenger RNA, 204 nt
Organism: Diversispora eburnea
Lineage: Eukaryota; Fungi; Glomeromycota; Glomeromycetes; Diversisporales; Diversisporaceae
Source: the annotation of a GenBank genome assembly
AUGGCUUGCCCGCCCGAUACAAACACUACCGGAGAUUCGCUUCACGCACUUUGGGAUAUGAUUGUUGUCAUGCCUCUUAAAAUCAAAUCUCCGGAGAUGCAAGGAUGCAUGCAAGCUUUUAUUAUUGGAAUCAAUAUUGGCCGAUUAUUGUCUCUACUGCGUCAAACCGUUUCACCACUCAAAUGGCAAGUUUUUAUUUUAUAA